AUGUCGAUGCGCCGCCUGGGGGCUUCGGAUUUCCGUGGAGUCUGCGAGCGCCGCUCCGGCGCCUUCUCCUCCGAGAUCUGGUUUGGCGAGAAACGCCUCAUCCUCUGCACCUUCGACACCGCAGAGGAGGCGGCCCGCGCGCACGACGCGGCGGCGUGGCGCCUCCUGAGGCCUCGUUGGGAGAUGAAUUUUCACGACGUGUCGAGCCAACGGGCGCAGGAUCUUGCGCCUCUCCCGCGGCUUUUCACCGACGAGGAUCGUCGUGUCCACCGAAGGCGGCAGCGUCGCCUCGCCAUCGCCGAGAUGGACGUGGAAGCCAUGGUGGUGUGA
Messenger RNA from Aegilops tauschii subsp. strangulata, 330 nucleotides. RefSeq names its product ethylene-responsive transcription factor 3-like. The record is from RefSeq and is a predicted model, not a curated record. Gene Ontology annotation, molecular function: DNA-binding transcription factor activity; DNA binding. Gene Ontology annotation, biological process: regulation of DNA-templated transcription. Lineage: Eukaryota; Viridiplantae; Streptophyta; Magnoliopsida; Poales; Poaceae.